UCUACCCCCCUAUUCGCCUUCACACUUAGAACACUCCAACCAUUCUUUUUCUCUCUCUAAUGCCGUCAAGGCUAAUUUAGUCAUUUCCCUCCUUUCCUUGUUUCUCUCUCUAGAGGGUUAAAAAAAAAACAUAUAAUCCUAGUAAUCUACAAGCCUGCUUUUCGCAUCUCCCAUCCAACUUUGUAUACCCCUUCUCUUAAUUUUCGUUUCCCUGUGUAUUUAAACGGGCCGUUCUUCUGUCAUUUCACACACAUUUUUGAGAAUAUUUCUGUCCCGGCAAGGGAUAAGCUAUUCUCGUUUCUCUAUCCCCAAACAAAAUUCGGUGUUUGUUUCUCAUGGAAGGGUGCAAUAAGCGAGCCCGGGAUGAGUCGGAAUUGGACUCGGUCUCGCCCGAGCCCAAGCGAGUUGACACGAAGGCUGACUCGCGGGUCAACUCGUCGGACUCGGAGCGAGUCAACUCGAGGGGUCCACACUCAGGUGAGUCGGAACGGGUCGAGGUGGACUCGGCGGCUAACUCGGACGAGUUCAAUUUGGAUUCGCCGGUGGCCAUGCAAUUCAGAGACGAUAUUCUGGAGAUCUUAGAUGAGCCGGACGCGCUGACGGAGCGUGACCCGGUUAUUCAGGACCUCGACUCGGUUAUCAAAAGCUUCGAAGAAGAAAUUCUCCAUCCCGCGCCGGCUGAGCAGACCGUCGUCGACCUGGCGUCAUCACAUUCCGGCGAGUCCCAACCGGAUCUCGGCUUCCUUCUGGAAGCCUCAGACGACGAGCUUGGCCUCCCUCCCACCGUACCUUCCCCGGAAAAACAACGCACUAACGAUGAUGUGGCCGAUUUGCCGGCCGGCGCCGCCGUGUUGGAUAACCUGAUGGGGUUUGAGGGCGAGUUGACGAGUUACGACUCGUUCGACCUCGGUAUCGACAGGAUAACAGAAGGCGACAAUUACGGUGGUAACAAUGGCGGUGAAUUUGUGACCGUCGAUGGCCUCUUUGAUUACUCUGAACCGUCAGAUUUUGCGGAGUUCUCGUGGAGACCCGAGUCUUUACCCGCUGUAUAGAACGGGUCAACCCGGAGUUAGGAUCGGGUUAUUGUGUUAUCGUGACUCGUGAGAAUAGCGGCGACGGAGUCCUAGCGUAGGAUAUGUAAAUCAUUAAAUUAUAAAAUGAAACGCAAGAAAUAGAAAAAAGAAAAUUGUAAGAAAAAAUGGCAUGAGAUAUUAUUUUUUUUUUUAAUUUGCUUUUACAGAUUUGUUUAAUAUUUUUCAUUAAGAUAAGUUGUGUUAUAACGAAAGAAAAUUUGACGUAA
Ipomoea triloba (trilobed morning glory) is the source of this 1300-nucleotide messenger RNA. RefSeq lists its product as uncharacterized. The coding region runs from base 336 to 1052 and encodes 238 amino acids. The transcript has a single exon. The record is from RefSeq and is a predicted model, not a curated record. NCBI's taxonomy places the organism in Eukaryota, Viridiplantae, Streptophyta, Magnoliopsida, Solanales, Convolvulaceae.